Molecule: messenger RNA, 1602 nt
Organism: Acanthoscelides obtectus
Lineage: Eukaryota; Metazoa; Arthropoda; Insecta; Coleoptera; Chrysomelidae
Source: the annotation of a GenBank genome assembly
AUGCAUCAGGCACUAGCCAACAGAGAUAAGGGCAUUACCCCACUGAACCUAGCCAACCUAGCUCUCAAUCCAUCCGCGAUGGUGUCAUCACCCCCCGAACUGAUCGAGAAGUGGAAAUCCAAGCCACUACAUGGACGCUAUAGAACGCGAAUUGAAGACCAGGCAGUAGACACCAAAGCAUCCCAAGAGUGGGUGCGUUCCAGUAAUCUGUUCGUGGAGACAGAGGGAUGUCACAAAUUUGGACAUAUGUCCUCAACAUGCAAGUAUGAACAAGUGUGCCUAUGUGGUAAAGAUUUACAUCAACCUAGUGAAUGCAUCGAACCAUUUAAGUGUGUUAACUGUGGGAAUGACCACUUGUCUAAUUCAAAGAACUGUCCGAAAAUGAAGGAAGAAGUCAGCAUACAGAAUAUUAGAACAACAGACAAAAUUUCCUAUAUUGAAGCUAAAAGAAAGUAUUACGCCGCAAUGCCUGCUAAUACAACGUAUGCCCAAGUAACAGCCUCUGGGUCAGACAAUACUACGGCUAAGAAAUUCAUUCAGGAGCUCAUCCCAGAUAUUGCUCAGAUUAUAGACCAACAGGUCAAAAAAGCAAUAGAUGAGGUAAUUAAGACCAGUUUAUCAAUAUACCUGCCGUCUACCUCAUCAGAAAGAAGGCCUAUGCGACGGGAUCAGUAUGACCUCGAUGCAGCCUCAAUUGUCUCUGAUACUCCAUCACAACUUUCAGAUAAAAGAAAAAGGACACAAUAUAUUCGGACUGAAGAGCUAGUCUGCCUUACCGAUACUUCUGAAUCACAACUAGAUGAGCUGAGUCAAACUAAAAGGAAAAAGGGUUGGCCAAAGGGUGUACCACUUCGGCUAGAAGAUGCUAAAGAAGCUAUGAAGGAAAAUGUCCUCCACUCAUGGCAGGAAGAAUGGAACCUCUCGAAUAAAUUUUUGAAAACGUUCAAGCCAAGCAUAAAAAAAUGGAGCCUUCCACAUAUGACACGUAGAGAACAAAAAUGUCCUAAUACCGAAAUGUGUACUUGUGGUCAACCCAAUCACCCAGGAGAGCCGUGCAAUGAACAUAAGAAAUGUAUCAACUGUGAAGGACAGCAUGCUGCUGAUUCUAGAGAAUGUCCGCGGAUGAAGGAAGAAGUUGCCAUCCAAAGAGUGAGGACGCUAGAAAAAAUUAGUUAUCUGGAGGCAAAAAGGAAAGUAAUUAGCUCAUCUCCCCGGGUGUCAUACGCUCAAGUUACCGCUACCCCAAGUGCUACAGUUAAUAAACUUGUUGAAGAACUUCUUCCUCUGCUUUCAAAAACGAUAGAAACACAGAUUAAACAAACCUUUGAUAAAUUUGUAAAUAGACCAGUACGGACAUUGACACCUUUAAAUCUACCUCCUCCUAACCAAUACCUAUCGGAUACGUCUACUCAACCAUCUCUUUCAGAAAAGAGGAAACGUACUGUUAUCCAAAAGGAUAAUGCGGAUGAUCCCGCAGACGAUACUGACGAAAGCUUUCGUCACAAGCCAGCGGAACAUCCUCACUUGCUAAGAAAAAAAAGGGAUGGCCGAAGGGAAAACCCAGAAAGCCUCCAGAUGAUAAGACGAUUAGUUCCGAUGUAA